AUGAGUUCAAGAUUCAGCGAAGACAACAGGGCUGGGGCCGAAAUUUUUUCCUUGGUUCCAUCUGUUGUGGUGAAGCAUGACAGUCUUCGUAAUUUAGCAGAAAAGCUUCAAUUUUGGCAACAGGACUUCCCUACACCGUCUUCUCUUCUUUCAGAGUUAAAGGAAUGGCAAUACUUUUGGAGACAUUACACACCCACUUUACAGCUACCGGGAAAUCUUAUCGAGUGUGUAAAAUAUGCUGAUGAGGAUAUGUACCCCAACAUACGAGUUUUGCUUAUUAUUGGUUGUACCCUUCCUGUUAGUUCUGCCGAAGCUGAACGUUCAUUCUCUGGCUUGCGACGAAUCAAUCAUAUCUCAGAAACAGGAUGUCUGAUGAGCGGUUAUCAGGACUUGCACUCAUGCACUUACAUCAUGACCUUGACAUUGAUGUUGACGAAAUCUGUACAAUCUUUGUAA
Molecule: messenger RNA, 456 nt
Organism: Pocillopora meandrina
Lineage: Eukaryota; Metazoa; Cnidaria; Anthozoa; Scleractinia; Pocilloporidae
Source: the annotation of a GenBank genome assembly